AUGCUACCAGCCAUACGAUCGUACUGUGCGACCACACAAAUCCCACAUCUGGGAAACCAAGAUGAACUUGUUGCAGCGCUCCAAGCACAAGGCGUACAGCCAAUCAAUGUGCUCCAAAACACAGCACCCGGACCAGGAGCCAGCCCAUCCGCCGCCGAACUUACCGCCAACAUCACCGAAUUGCUGCUCCAAUGCAGGGCGGAUUUUCUGAAACAAGCACAAGGAGAGGACUUUGAAGUCUACCUGCGCCGACUGGAAAUCGCAUUCAGUCAUGACGGUAUGUCCAAUAACACAAAAAUUGACUGCCUGAUUGGGCACACGACGCCUACAGUUGCGGCAGCAGCCCAAUGCCUCUACAACAAAGGAUAUCACAGCUACGAUGACAUCGCCGACUGGCUCAAGAUACAAUUCCUAGCCCUAUGGCCCCUGGAAGACGAAUCAUGGGCACAAUUCGGCAAUUGGCUACGGUGUGAGUACAUCCAAUACCUACCACUCAGCGCGAACGACCUACCGGGUCAAGAGAGAUCCAUCACCGCUGCCCUCAUUGGUCAACUACUGGCAAUCACCACUGGAGGACUCCACGCCCAUCUAUACUCCAAGGCGACCGCCAAUCGAACCCUCACAUGGGUCAAUUGUCUCGCGUACGCGGAUGAAUAUCGCCGCAUGCACCCCAACACUCCACACGCAUUGCCGGCCCCGCAGAACACGCAACAAGGCAACCGCCGACCAAAAACCAUGGCGUCAGGAGUACAGAAACAUUACUGUGACCACCAUCAAUGGUACGUCCUCCACACAACCACCGAAUGCUCGCUCGGGCAAAACCCAAGGCCCAACACGGCUACGGGCAACCAAUCACCACAAAACCUUCAAUCCUGUACCUACCACCCAGGUCGCCUUGUUGCACACUCGACAGCAGACUGCCAAAACAACCCGGCCAACCAGACUUACAGGUCACACGGCGACCAAUUGCCCGAACCAGGGAAACGCCAAGAUUGGGCAGUGACGGCUGUCCUCUGCUCAAUCCCCCAAGAUAUAGACAACAGCCUAACCAUCAUCAUCGGCAUCAAGGACAAACGCGUCACAGUGCUGAUCAACACUGGAGCCACCAGGUCAUUCAUGGCGACCAACGUCGCAGCUGAAGUAGGGCUCACACCCCAUCCGACAAAGGCAAAGAUCUCCGCAGCCAUCUUACACAUCUCCGCAGCCAUCUUACACAUCUCCGCCAACAUCAGCCACUUGGUAAGUACCACCUUUUCACUCGGUUCAGCCAACUAUUGCGCAACCUUCUUUCUACUCGCAAACGCGAGGUAUCCAAUAAUUCUUGGCCUCAAUACGCUAAAAAACCUCCCGUUUUGUGUAACACUCGACGGCCAACGAAUUUUUUCUGGGUUUCAAACCAUAAAACCCAUCAACAAAAGCCCGCAAGCUGAAACCAGCAAAGGCAUUACGUUCGUAAACGGCUCUCCCGCCAAACAACAGGCGGUCGCCCACCUACUUGCCAAAUACAAGGACAAUAUCUUCCAAUGGUCCGGGAAGCACGGACUGUUCCCCCAACACGUUGCAUCCAUCCUGACAAAUGGCCAAGAUCCCGGGCCACCAAGGUGCAUCCGACUGUCACCCGACAAAAUACCAGCAAUGACGGAAAUCCUCGCCAACUACACCAAAGCCGGCAUCAUCGAACCAGCACAGUAUCCGGUAGAAGACUACGACGAUUGCCCACUACCACCGAGUAUUGCGACUUUUGGCUUGCCGUUAGGUGCUACUUUGGAAUGGUGGCCUCCAAAGGCCAGGGCGCCGAAGCCCGUCUUUUCCACAUUUGUGCUUUCAUUAACGAAUGCACACAGUGAGGGAUCUGUGAAAUCGUGGUACGGAGCCGCAGUGGCAUUCUAUGAAGAACAUCCUGCCGAGAAAGUGACGCACGAGCAAAGAAAACUGUUGUCCUAUCCGGAACAGAGUGACCCGUUACAGUUGAGGGUGUUCGCGAAAAAGUGCAUUUGUUUCCUUUCUCAUUGGCCGUUUCUUGACGCCUAUCAAAAGUUCCUCAUGUUCCUACACCGUUUCGCCUUUUCGGGAGAGGCUCAUCCAAUUCCGAUCGAAAGAGGGCGCGCUUCUGUCGACGAGAAUGAAACGCUUUCAUAA
This is a messenger RNA of Notodromas monacha, 2139 nucleotides long. Lineage: Eukaryota; Metazoa; Arthropoda; Ostracoda; Podocopida; Cyprididae. The record is from the annotation of a GenBank genome assembly.